This is a messenger RNA of Pistacia vera, 858 nucleotides long. RefSeq lists its product as uncharacterized. The coding region runs from base 1 to 858 and encodes 285 amino acids. The transcript has a single exon. The record is from RefSeq and is a predicted model, not a curated record. NCBI's taxonomy places the organism in Eukaryota, Viridiplantae, Streptophyta, Magnoliopsida, Sapindales, Anacardiaceae.
AUGGAGAAUUUUGAAUUCGUCUUUUUGUUAUUCUUAAUGAAAAGAGUAUUGGGAAUCACAAAUGAACCGUCACAAGCAUUACAAAGAAAAGAUCGGGAUCUUUUUAAUGCCAUACAAUUUAUACAAAUUUCGAAGCGUCAAUUGCAUAAAAUGAGAAAUGAAGACACUGGCUUUGACAUAUUGUUAAAAGAAGCUUCUGAUAUGUGCAAAGAUAAUGACAUACCAAUCUUGGAGAAUAUGGAAGAAAACUUUGGGAGGACAAAAUGGGGGAUUGCGCCAAUUACGAAUAAACAUCAUUUUAAGACGGAAUUGAUGUAUACAGUUUUGGAUAACAUUCAAGAAGAACUCAAUAAUCGUUUUAAUGAAGUAAAUAUGAGGUUGCUUCAAUGUAUGUCAUCUCUUGAUCCAAGUAACUCUUUUGUUGCAUUUAACAAAGAUAGAUUACUUGAAUUUGCAAAGUUCUAUCCUGCCGAUUUUCCUCAACACGAUAUUUGGUUGCUCGAUGAUCAACUUGAAAACUAUUAUGAGGAUGUUAGCACCAAUGCCAAUUUCACUCAUGUCGAAGGGAUUGCCGACCUUGCUAAAGAAAUGGUUGAGUUUGAGAAGGAUAUUGCUUACAACAAAGUUUUCUUGUUUAUUAAAUUAGCAUUGGUUUUGCCUGUGGCUACUGCAACAGUUGAAAGGGUGCUCUCUGCAAUGAAUUUUGUGAAAAAUAGUUUGUGUAAUCGAAUGGGAGACGACUGGAUGAGCAAUUGCUUGGUAGUUUACAUUGAAAAUGAAGUUUUUGCUACAAUUGAAAAUGAAGAUAUCAUUGAACACUUUCAGAAUAUAUCGAAGCGAAAAAUCAUGUUAAAUUGA